Messenger RNA from Symbiodinium sp. CCMP2456, 3696 nucleotides. The record is from the annotation of a GenBank genome assembly. Lineage: Eukaryota; Dinophyceae; Suessiales; Symbiodiniaceae.
AUGUAUAACGAUGUUUCCAUCAGCUUACCAGCGAAGGUGCGAGGGCCGGAGGCUGAAGAGGAAUGGCAGGAGGUGGACUGGGUAACAUGGAGUACCGGCACAGUCACCGUGGAUUCAGAGUCGUUCCUGCUAGUGUUUAAGCCGACCGGUGCUGGCAGCGUCAAGGACUUCGGAAGAAGCUUCGGAGUUCUCAGCCACAGCAAGCAGGGCAGAGGCCAACGAUGCGGCCAGAACGAAGGACCAGAGACAGGUGAUGUGCAAAGUGGCGAUGCAGCCAGGUUGGAAAGCGAAAUCCGGGCCCAUUUUGUGGAGAGAUGCCCCUUGGUCUUCGGAGGCGCAGAGCUUUACGGGCCGGAUCCCAACGGCGAGGCUUCCAGCGAGGUCCUGCUUGGACGGGGAAUCAUGAUGAUCCUGGAUCCACAAGAAGACAACAAGCGCGUGGGUAGCUACGAGCUUGCCUUCUUUUCAGAGGACGAGGUGAAGAUCACUUCGACGGCGAUCGCUGCGAUCAAAGCGACUCUCCGAGUUGGUUUACGUCCUUUGCGAGGCAUGCUGGAAAAUGUCCUGCGGCGCUACCUUUCUCAUCCCUCGCUGCGACGGUUUUGGAGCGUGGUAUCGCCUAGGCCGUAUCAAUUGUUCAAAGCCUGGUCGCAGGAGGUAGGCGAUGCUGCGAAACAAGCCAUGAUCGCUGCUCGAAAUGCUGAGCUUGCGGCCGGGCAGGCCAAGCGCUACAAGUACUUCGCAAAGUCGGCCAGAGAUGCCGCGCAAAACGCGUCGGCUGCUGAGCCCGCAGGUUGGAGGCUCGCCCGCUGCCUGGGCGGAGAGGCGUUUCCCCAGCUGCCGGAUCCCCCACCAAGAAGAAAGGUGGCUUUCAUUUCAAGCUGGGCGCAGCUGAAGACGAAGCUCCGAUGCAUCGAGCAUGAUGAGACAGAUGCUUUGAGCCCGAAGUUGCUGCCUCUACCAGAGGGGGCCUUCUGUGGCUUCGGAAGCGCGCUCAUGCCCCCCAACGAGGAAACUGCAGGGCGAUUCUGCAACGAAGGCCCCAAGUUGGAGUUUGGUGGACCGAUGUCUCAAGCAGAUACAGGAUGUGCCAGCCGGAUCCCCUUGCGUCAGUUUGCGGUGCGCUUGCAGAGCGCGAUUGCGCAAGCAGCAACGCUGCUGGUGGACAGGUUCCAGUCGAUGAGUCGCAAGGAGGAGUUCACAUCGACACAAGCUGAAGAUGUGGUGAAGUUGUCAUACGGGGUGCAGGCUGCCAGCUACAACGUUCAGAAAUGGGCUGCCAGUUUGGGUCAUGGAGAACCCCCACAAAGCCGGCCACCUGUGCCGGCAAAUCCAGAAGAGGCACUUGCGAUGAUGAACAUGGCGCUUCCACGGCUCGUCGUUGCGGCAUCCAGCUUGCAGACCGGUCUACGUGAGCUCGUGCCUGCCGUGCACAUCAGAUCGGAUGGUUUGAACGACGAGGAGCUUCAAGCGGCGACCGCACAAGAAAAGCAUGAAGCUGAAGCACGAGCAGAGGAGGAGCUACAGAGACUGGGAAUCACCAUUGACGAGCUCUACAGUGUGGUGCCACACAUGGAGCAGAUGAUAUACCAAGCGAGUUGCCUUGUAAAUUCACUUCGGCACCCGCCACCAGUGCCACCGCCAGCGCCGCCAGUAGACAUAGCGACAGAACGACCGUUCGGAGCAGGACCUCCCGUGGAGGAUUUGUCCGUGGCUCCAGAAACGAUUGGCUUCGACAAGUCUCACGAUUCUGCAGGGUCGCUGUUGCCCGAAUCACAGGAGGCCGACGAUGCCCCCAUCACUUUCGUGCUGCAAGGGCCAACUAUGCCUGACCAGAUGACAGCGGCAAGCUUCUCGCGAGACUUCAAAGUACGUAGGCGAUCAUGCAGCUGGCUUGUUUCGCAGAACCGACUAUGCAAUAUGGUGUUUGCGCGCAUGAGCUACUUGCGCAACGGUCCUGCACGCUGGUGUCGCAACUGCCUGACAGCAGCGAAACAAGAUGCAUGCGGCCAAUGUGGUUGCGACAAGGGCGGCAAAGAGGUUGAGGAUCUGGUCCCAGACGUGCACUUCGAGUAUCAAGCAAUGUUCCAGCAUGCCAACCCUGUGGAUGUCCCCUACACGAAAAUGGACGGGAUGAGCGCCGGGAUAGCCGUGGAGGAGAUCAAGGUAUCCAGCGGAAGCAAGAAGAUUGUUACUGUGCAGCCAUGGGUUCUACGAGAGCUAUCCAAGCACUGCAUCUCAGAGAUCAGCCAUUUUCUUCGACCGGGGCACCUUGCGCAGCUGGGAAAGAUUCUGACGGAUCCAGAGGCGUCAGAGAACGACCGCUUCACCGCCCACAACUUGCUUCAGAAUGCCGUGAAAGCUUCUGGAGGGCAGCUUCCUGGCUGCCAGGACACUGGGACAGCCAUCGUCAUGGGCAAGCGAGGCAUGCACGUGUUCACGGACGGUGACGAUGAAGCGCAGCUCUCCCAUGGAGUCUACGAUGCUUACACGCAAAGGAACUUGAGGUAUUCUCAGAUGGCCCCGGUAACGAUGUUUGCCGAGAAGAACACGAAGUGCAAUCUUCCUGCUCAAAUUGACAUUCUCGCGACCGCGAGCUCAUCCUACGAGUUUCUUUUCAUGGCCAAGGGCGGAGGGUCUGCCAACAAGACCUACCUGUACCAGCAAACGAAGGCGCUACUGAACCCAAAGAAGUUGGAGGCGUUCAUCACCGAAAAGCUGCAGACUCUGGGCACCAGCGCUUGCCCACCCUACCACGUCGCACUGGUCAUUGGAGGCACCUCUGCCGAGACCUGCUUGAAGACCGUCAAGCUUGCAAGCGCCAGGUAUUAUGAUGACCUGCCAACCUCCGGAAGUGAUGGGGGCCGUGCCUUCCGCGACCUUGAAUGGGAGGCAAAGGUGUUGCAGAUUUGCCAAGACCUUGGAGUUGGUGCCCAGUUCGGCGGCAAGUACUUUGCUCACGAUGCCCGUGUUGUUCGACUGCCAAGGCAUGGCGCAUCAUGCCCAGUCGGAUUGGGAGUUUCGUGCAGUGCGGAUCGCCAGAUUUUGGCGAAAAUCACGGCUGAAGGCGUGUUUGUGGAGGAGCUUGAGCAUAAUCCCGCACGGUACCUUCCUGACGGGCCUGUGACGGGGCUGUCCGAGCAGGUUGUAUCCAUAAACCUGAAGCAGCCCAUGAAAGACAUUCUUGCCGUCCUCACGCAGUACCCAAUCAAGACCAGGGUGUCAUUGACUGGCCCGCUCAUCGUGGCGCGCGACAUCGCCCAUGCCAAGAUCAGCGAGCGGUUUGAUCAGACGGGAGUCCUUCCAGAAUACGUGAAGGAUCACCCGAUCUACUAUGCUGGCCCAGCAAAGACACCUGCAGGAUAUGCCUCUGGAUCUUUCGGACCAACCACAGCGGGACGCAUGGACACUUAUGUCCCUAUGUGGCAACCGCACGGGGCUUCUUUGGUGACGCUUGCGAAGGGCAAUCGCUCCAAGCAGGUGACAGAUUCUUGCAAGCAGUACGGCGGCUUCUAUCUCGGCAGUGUUGGCGGAGCCGCAGCGGUUCUCGCCGAAGACUGCAUCAAAAAGAUCGAGGUUCUGGAGUUUCCCGAGCUCGGCAUGGAGGCAGUCUGGAAGAUUGAGGUAGAAAACUUUCCUGCUUUCAUUCUGGUGGACGACAAAGGUAACGAUUUCUUCGCCAAGUGGACCAUGUGA